Geodia barretti is the source of this 423-nucleotide messenger RNA. Lineage: Eukaryota; Metazoa; Porifera; Demospongiae; Tetractinellida; Geodiidae. The record is from the annotation of a GenBank genome assembly.
AUGCAGCAGCCGAAAUCCACCAAGUACCGCAAGGCCCACAAGGGCCGCAUCCAUGGCCAUGCCAAGGGCGGGACGCAGCUCAAUUUCGGCGCCUACGGACUGAAGGCGAUCACGCCGGGCCGGAUGACGGCGCGCGAGAUCGAGGCCGGGCGGCGUACGAUCACCCGGCACAUGAAGCGUGCCGGCAGGAUCUGGAUCCGCGUGUUCCCGGACGUGCCCGUCUCCACCAAGCCCGCCGAGGUCCGCAUGGGCAAGGGCAAGGGCUCGCCGGAGUACUGGGUUGCGCGGGUCAAGCCCGGGCGCAUCAUGUUCGAGGUCGACGGUGUGCCGCGCGCGGUGGCGGAAGAGGCCUUCCGGCGUGCGUCCGCAAAGUUCAGGGUGCGCACCAAGCUGAUCACGCGGCUCGGCGAAGGGGCGACGUGA